This is a messenger RNA of Durusdinium trenchii, 1353 nucleotides long. NCBI's taxonomy places the organism in Eukaryota, Dinophyceae, Suessiales, Symbiodiniaceae. The record is from the annotation of a GenBank genome assembly.
AGGUGUGGAGAAGAGCAUUCAGAAUCAACCGUCCAGUGGCACUGCAAUCAAUGGAUACCUGGAACAUGUCUUGGAUCCACCACUGAUGAUGCGAGAUGUCAACUACUGGCUCAACUAUGAGUUGGCCAAGGAGCCUGAACCGCGAAUCACCUGUGUGAAUGGCGCGGUGGAAGAGUCCUGCAUCAGUCAGCAACCUGCCGGGGGAGUCAGUUUUGCGAUUUCCGGCGCGCCCGGCACUGCAGCAGCUGUGUUUUUUUGCUUUUCAAGAGUGUCCGCAUGCUGUUCAGAUUCCAAUGGUUGUCUUUUUCCCACAUCACUGUUAGCUUUUUUUCCCACGGCAAGAAACGCAUAUUAUAUAUAUAUGUAUAUAAAGCAGGAUGUUUGGCUGGCAUGUUUGAGUGGCAUCUUCCACCGAUUUUUCUUUUUCUGCCACCGGUGUUCGGUCAACUGCGACGCUCCGACGCUCCGGCUGAAUGCGACGCCAUCGGUCCGAUGCCACAAGGAGAGAAACGCAGGGGCUUUUGGACCAGGAUAAAUUCAUCCGCGACAAUAUCACAGAAGAUGAUAUUCUGGUUGUGGAUGUGGGUGGAAAUGAUGUUGCCUUGCGGCCAACCUGCGGCAUCAUCUUCAACAUGGCAUGGCUCCUCUAUCUAACUCCAACGUGUCUCAUACGCUGCUGUCCAUGGUUGGCGCCCGGCAUGUGGUACUUCUUCUACAUGUUCCGGGUGAGGCUCAGGCGUAUCAUCGACAAGCUGAUUGCCAAGCGAAAGCCCAAGAUGAUUGUGAUUUGCAUGCUGUAUUUUCUCGAUGAGCAGCCGGGCGGCAGCUGGGCAGAUGGCACCCUGCAAGCUUUGGGCUAUGACACCAAUCCAGACAAGCUUCAGACGGUGAUGCGACAGGUCUACCACUGGGGCAUCUCACAAAUCAAUAUCCCCAACACCACGGUCGUGCCUCUUCCAUUGUAUGAGGUGCUGGAUGGAAAGGACACCCAGGACUACGUGGCGCGAGUGGAGCCCAGUGACCAGGGCGGUGCCAAGUUAGCCCAGGCCAUCCGCGCAGCCAUCGUGGGCCGCGAGUGAUGAGGAGCAAAUUCCUGCCACGGAAAUUCCGACCUGGCGCGAGACGUGAGGUGACACACGUGGUGUGAAUAGCUUGUUAUUUCUCGACGAGAGUCGAGAAAGAGUCAGUGCAGAGUGUAGAUGGCAGACGAGACGAGUUUCUCCAAGAUGAAGAGCAGGUUGUAUUCUGAAACGCUUUUGGAGUUAGAAGUUUGCGAUGAAUUCUUGGGGUACAAACCGUGUUUCAUCAGACCAGGCUGUAGGGCCAGUCGCCUUGGUGAGUGCCAGAUUGGAG